GCGCACUAAGUAAGGUAACCUUGGCAAAUUUUGUUUAGCGUUCGGACCAAAUCCUGAGAAGGGAAUUUGAAUCUUUCCGCUCGAUUUUUGUCGAAUUUUUGAGCCUCAUUUGGUAACAUGUGAGUAAGUUCAGCGAGGUAAAUCGCUUGGAAAUGGCUCUGGCUGUGACUAAUUUGUCGAAGCUUCAACACGAACUCUACCGUGAGAAGCAUGACUUCCACAAGUUGUCUAGAAAUGUCCAAUCGUCUAUGGUUUAUGAUCCCACGUACAAUCGCCGCAUAACAACCUACCCUGAUAGAUAUUCACGCCACCUUGAACAAGCUGAAGUUCAUGUCAAAUGUCCCUGGGGUCGUGCACGCAGCUAUGCUGGUGAAGCUCCAGUGUGUCUUCCUGAAAGUUUUCGGCCAAAGUGGGAACCACCCUUCCUCCUACAGAAAGGACACAGGCACUUUGGCAGUGGAGUUGAUCCACAUCCCAGAGGUCUUCCAUUGCAACAGUUCUACGACCUGACGCAGCUUAAACGGAGUAAAGUGAGGUGGAACGAUGAAUUGUUGCCAAGGCCCACAACGGCUGCCGUGCAAGAAGGUCAAAUCUAUCUUCCUUUUCCAAAGGAGUCUUCCCUCAGUUCACACAUGUCCCGUCAGGCCAUGUUCCCCAGUCCAGCGCCAGCUGAACGCAAAUAUCAAGGCAAGAUCACGUCACCCACCCCUCCCCCAAUAAUUGUGAACAAAGCCAUGGGUAGCUUUGCACGUCGGGAAGUGGUAACACCAGUGUUCAACUCCAGGACCUCCCCUCCACUACAGCAUCAAGUGCAACCUGUAGCAGUGGCGAACAAUUGGUUUUCAAAACACGAUGUCAUCAACCAGUUUAACAGGCUCCACCCAAGUAAGACCCCAACAAUUCGACUCAACAUUCAAAGGCUACGACGCGCAGACUGGAAACUAGUUGAUUGACAACGGCUAAACCAGUCAGUCGAGAACGGCAGCUACCACUCAAGAAUGGCCAGUGAAUCACAACAUAAGUUGUACUUCGAUUAUGGAGUUAGUUGAAGAGAGGUUUUUAGUCGUUUUUGUGCGUAGAAUAGGUUUACUUUUUAAUUUUUUACAUGUCAAAGAGUGGAUAACAGAGUUGAUUACUUCUGUAACCUUGUAAGAUUUUCACAUUUAUUUUGGAAGAAUGGUUUUUCAUAGACAAUUAGGAACGGACUGAUUGUGUUUUAAGUCUCGUCCAGACUUAUUUGAUUCCUUUGGAUUUCCACUGUAUAUUAAUAAUAAUAAUAAUAAUAAUAAUAAUAAUAUAGCAUUUGUAGUGCGCAAAUGCCAUGUGGAUAUGCUCAAAUGCGCAUAUCUUAAAAUGAGUCAUUCUGGCUUUUUA
Molecule: messenger RNA, 1374 nt
Organism: Stylophora pistillata
Lineage: Eukaryota; Metazoa; Cnidaria; Anthozoa; Scleractinia; Pocilloporidae
Product: sperm-associated microtubule inner protein 4
Cellular component (GO): centrosome
Source: RefSeq, a predicted model, not a curated record